Messenger RNA from Chenopodium quinoa (quinoa), 867 nucleotides. RefSeq lists its product as uncharacterized. NCBI's taxonomy places the organism in Eukaryota, Viridiplantae, Streptophyta, Magnoliopsida, Caryophyllales, Amaranthaceae. The transcript has a single exon. The coding region runs from base 1 to 867 and encodes 288 amino acids. The record is from RefSeq and is a predicted model, not a curated record.
AUGACACAGAAGAAAUUUACAAAAGAGCUUUUGUUAGACUACAAUUUGGAUGUUUCAAGGACUGCAAAGACUCCAUUGCCUGCAAAUUUGAAGUUAUUGGAAGAUGAAGGUGAAUUGUAUUCAGAUCCUGAGCACUAUAGAAAAAUUGUUGGAAAGUUGAAUUUUCUUUCUCAUACACGACCAGAUUUGGCUUUCUCUGUUCAGACCCUAAGUCAGUUUAUGCAACAGCCAAGAUUGCAUCAUGUGAAGGCUUUACAACAUGUGUUAAGAUAUGUUUCUCAUACUUUGGGUCAAGGUAUUAUCCUAUAUGCUACUGAUCAGUUAUCCUUGACAGCAUAUUCAGAUUCAGAUUGGGCAUCUUGUCCUAAUACUAGGAGAUCAGUAACAGGAUAUGUUCUGCUCUUGGGAAAAUCACCAGUUUCAUGGAAGUCAAAGAAACAGCCUACUAUCUCCAAGAGUUCUAGUGAAACUGAGUACAGGGCUAUGGCAGCUGCAUCUUCAGAGACAACUUGGUUAGUCAAACUGCUUACUGAAUUGUGUGUUCUGAAUUUGAAGCCAGUAGCAUUACACUGUGAUAAUCAAAGUGCUAUACACAUUGGGAAGAACCCUGUGUUUCAUGAAUGCACUAAACAUAUCGAAUUGGAUUGUCAUUUCACCAGAGAAAAGGUGCUGGAGGGUCUAAUUGUGCUGACUUACACUCCCACAGCAGAGCAGCUUGCUGACAUUAUGACUAAAGCUUUGAGUUCCUUCCAGCAUAAUAAGCUUAAAUCCAAGCUAGGAAUGUAUUCUGAUGUUGAUAUAGUUCCUAGCUUGCGGGGGGAUGUUAGUGAUGACACAGCAGAGUGUGCCACGUCAGAUGAUGAGUGA